Molecule: messenger RNA, 3831 nt
Organism: Chanos chanos (milkfish)
Lineage: Eukaryota; Metazoa; Chordata; Actinopteri; Gonorynchiformes; Chanidae
Gene: cntnap5a
Product: contactin associated protein family member 5a
Exons: 23
Coding region: 172-3831 (1219 amino acids)
Source: RefSeq, a predicted model, not a curated record
GAUGGAUCAUUGGCGUCUGUGCUGCCUCCGGACUCCUUUGAGAGCUCCUCAUAUUUCUCUGACAGCCGAGCUCCAGCCUUUGCCAGGCUCAAUAGGAGAGAUGGAGGUGGUGGGUGGAGCUCUCACUUGACGGACAGGUCUCCCUGGCUGCAGGUAGACCUCAGAGACAGGAUGGAGGUGACGGCGGUGGCCACACAGGGCCGCUAUGGCAGCCCGGACUGGGUGAGCAGUUACAUGCUCCUCUUCAGCGACACAGGCCGAGUCUGGAAACAAUACAGACAGGAGGACAGCAUAGGCACAUUUGUAGGAAACGUGAAUUCAGACAGCGUGGUCCAUCACAAACUCCAGCAGUCCAUUAGAACUCGGUUCUUGCGCUUUGUUCCCCUGAAAUGGAACCCCAGUGGCUGGGUAGGACUACGAGUGGAGGUGUAUGGUUGCGCCUACAGGUCGUAUGUGGCAGACUUUGAUGGCAGAAGUUCUCUCCUCUAUCGGUUCAGCCAGAAAUCUAUGAGCACAGUGAAGGAUGUCAUCUCCUUGCGAUUUAAGAGUUGGCAGGCAGAAGGAGUGUUGCUGCAUGGAGAGGGACAGCGAGGGGAUUACAUCACCCUGGAGCUGCACCGUGGCAGGCUCUCCCUCCACCUCAAUCUGGAUGACACCAGGAUUAGGUCCAGUAGUGGCCGUAUGGUGGUCACUCUUGGCAGCCUUCUAGAUGACCAGCACUGGCAUUCAGUCCUAAUAGAGCGUUUCAACAAGCAGGUCAACUUCACCUUGGACAGACACACUCAGCACUUCCGAGCCAAAGGAGAUGGCGACUCGUUGGAGGUUGAUUAUGAGCUCAGUUUUGGAGGCAUCCCACUGCCUGGGAAACCUGGAACAUUCCUUAGGAAGAACUUCCAUGGCUGUAUGGAGAACCUCUAUUACAAUGGAGUCAACAUUAUAGACCUGGCCAAGCGCCGAAAACCCCAGAUCUACAGUGUGGGCAACGUGACAUUUUCAUGCUCAGAGCCCCAGCUGGUGGCCAUAACUUUCCAGAGCUCCAUUGGUAGCUUCCUCUCCCUGCCAGCAUUAGAGCCCACCCUGGAAGGAUUCUCAGUGCGUUUCCAAUUUCGUACAUGGAACCCAGACGGCCUUCUGCUGUCCAGCAACCUGGCCUGGAAGCCCCACCGUCUAGUUCUCCAGAUCAGCAGUGGCCGUUUGCGCCUCACCCACCAAACAUCUCCUCUUAAGACCUCUGAGGUCUCCACAGGUCAGAGAGUUAAUGAUGGGCUCUGGCACUCAGUGAGUCUCAGGUCCCGGGGUCUACAGAUCAUCCUCACUCUGGACAAUGAGCCAGCUUCAACCAUACAGUUAGAGGACCGCCUACAGUCAAGAGACAACCUGUUUUUCGGAGGUUGCCCUUCUUCCCAGAACAGCUCCAGUUGUGUAAACCCUACAGUGGCUUUUCAGGGAUGUAUGCGUCUUAUUCUCAUCAACAACCAGCCAAUGAACCUGAUGCUCGUUCAACAAGGAAUUCUGGGGAGCUACAGCCAACUACAGUUUGAUAUUUGUGGCAUUCAAGACCGCUGUCUUCCUAAAUUCUGCGAACAUGGCGGCAGGUGUUCCCAGACGUGGAACUCUUUCUACUGUGAUUGUUCUGGAACAGGAUACAGUGGGGCCACCUGUCAUAACUCUGUCUUUGAGACAUCCUGUGAGGCACAUAGGCUGUUGGGUAGUUCCUCAGGAUUCUACUCCAUUGAUCCAGAUGGGAGUGGUCCUCUGGGUCCAGUCCAAGUCUACUGUAAUAUGACAGAGCAAAAAGUAUGGACAGUCAUCUCCCAUAACAACACAAAUCCAGUUCGGGUCCAGGGAUCCACAUUAGAGAAACCCUACAUCAUGCAUUUCAACUACAGUGCCUCUCCUGAACAACUGCACACUCUUCUAUCUGAUUCAGAACACUGUGAACAAGAGGUCACAUAUCAGUGCAGGAAAUCCCGUCUUUUCAACACAUGGGACGGCAUACCACUGUCUUGGUGGGUGGACCGUAGUGGAGAGAGACGUACCUACUGGGGAGGCUUCCUGCCUGGAGUGCAGCAGUGCUCCUGCAGCUUAGAGGAAAACUGCAUAGACAUGAACUUCUUCUGCAACUGUGACGCUGACAGAGACCAAUGGGUGAAUGAUACUGGGCUGCUCUCUUAUAAAGACCACUUGCCAGUGAGUGACAUAAUAAUAGGAGACACUUACAGGCCGGGCUCAAAGGCAGUCUACAAUGUUGGACCACUGCGUUGUUAUGGUGACACAUCUCUCUGGAAUGCUGCAUCCUUCUAUGAAGAAUCUUCAUACCUGCAUUUCCCAACUUUUCAAGCUCAGUUUUCUUUUGACAUAUCCUUCUACUUCAAGACUAGCUCCCCAACUGGAGUCUUCUUGGAGAACCUGGGUGCCCAAGAUUUCAUCCGAGUGGAGCUCAGUUCUCCAUUGGCUGUGACCUUUUCGUUUGAUGUUGGUAAUGGUGUGGUGCCUCUGGUCGUGAAGUCUCCAGUUCCUCUUAAUGAUCGGCAAUGGCACUGGGUCAGAGCUGAGCGCAAUGUGAAGGAGGCCUCGCUACAGGUGGACCAGUUGCCUUUGCGAUUCUUGGAGACACCUCUGGAUGGACACCUUCGUCUCCAGCUCAACAGCCAGCUUUUCAUAGGUGGAACAGCCUCCAGACAGAGGGGCUUUCUUGGUUGCAUUAGAGCUCUCAACAUGAAUGGGGUCAAUUAUGACCUGGAGGAGCGAGCCAAAGUGACCCCUGGGGUGAGCGCUGACUGCCCAGGACACUGCAGCAAUUCAGCUGGUCUCUGCCACAACCGGGGGAAAUGCAUUGAGAAGAGCAGUGGCUACGUAUGUGACUGCACUCACUCGGCUUAUGGAGGACCAUCCUGCAAGGAAGAGGUGUCUGUGUCCUUUGAGAGAGGCUCUUCAGUUACAUACAUCUUCCAGGAGCCCUUUUCGGUCGUGCAGAACAGGUCUGCCCAGGACUCUUCAGUAUCUUCUGAAUAUAGCAAAUCAAGGGAAGAUGUGGCCUUCAGUUUCCUCACUACUCAAAGCCCUGCCAUGCUGCUUACAGUCAACACGUUCAGUCAGCAGUAUGUGGCAGUCAUCUUGGCUCAUAAUGGAAGUCUGCAGAUUUGGUAUCGCUUUCACAAAGAAAGGACACCUAAUGUGUUCAGCCCAGGACGGGAAAGUCUGGCAGAUGGGCAGCUGCAUCGUGUCCGUAUUCACAGGGAGGGGAAGGACGUGUAUGUACAGGUUGACAAAGAAAACCAAAAAUACGCCCUCUCCUAUGACACAGAGCUUCACUCAUUACGGUCCUUGACAUUAGGCAAAUUUACAGGAAAAGAUAUACUGGAUGAAGAAGUGGCCCUUGCUGGUUCCAGAGGCUUUAUUGGAUGUUUUUCAUCUGUUCAGUACAAUCAUGUGGCUCCACUAAAAGUGGCAUUACUGAAUCGGGGGAGUUCAUUGGUGAGCAUACGUGGUCACCUGCUGGAGUCCAACUGUGGAGCUCUGGCAGAUUUAACAGCUUCAAACUCUCACACAGAUCGUGCAGAAGAGACAGGCAAAGAUCACACGAAUCAUAACGAUAAUGAUGAUCCCCAAAGUGAUUCAGCAGUAAUUGGAGGUGUUGUCACAGCUGUGGUCUUCAUCAUCCUCUGUGUAUUGGCAGUGAUGAUCCAUUUCCUCUAUCAACACCGGCGGGCCAGAAGAACUGCCAGUAUCAAAGAGAAAGAGCAUCGACACAAUUUGGAAGCUGCAUACAGGGCUGAGCUUCACCUGCACAACUCAAUGCGGGAUGGCAUGAAGGAGUAUUACAUAUGA